GCUUCAUAUAGUUUCAGCCCCGAUAUCAUUGCCAAGGAGCCCUUGAAGCUGAAAUUUUCGUCCUUUCUUUGCAGUGUAGUAGGAAACAGACGCGCCACCCAGAUAUGAUGGCACAGUCUGAGUUCGAAGCGAGAUCGCAGGCGUUUUUGCAUUGGUUCAAGGCCUGGCCUGGUGCAACCUUUCAUCCCGCCAUCCAAAUCCAGGAUCUGCGGGAUCGCGACGCCGGCAGGGGAAUCAUCGCAACCUCAGAUAUACCUGAGGACACCGUCUUGUUCACAAUUCCCAGGGACGCGAUAAUUAGUACGCAGAGCUCUGACUUGCCCAAGAAAAUUCCCUCAAUCUUUGAGGAGUCGACAACAGGCUUGGAAGAUGCCGACAACGAAGCCGAUGAGGACGGCGAUGCCAGUGGUGCGCCCGACUCCUGGGUUUCGCUCAUUCUCGUCAUGAUUUAUGAGUACCUGCAAGGCGACAGCUCGCGGUGGAAGCCGUACUUUGAUAUCCUGCCCGAGAGUUUCGACACGCUCAUGUUCUGGUCCGAUAAGGAACUGCAAGACCUCCAAGCAAGCGCCAUCACGGCCAAAAUCGGCAAGGAUGAGGCGGACAAUAUGUUUCGCGCCAAAGUUUUGCCAGUCAUCGAGCAGCACGCCAGCAUAUUUUAUCCGCCGGGAUCUGACAGGCUGAGCGAAGACCUGCUAAUGGUAUUGGCGCAUCGUAUGGGAAGCACCAUCAUGGCCUACGCGUUCGACAUGGAGAACGACGAAGAGGAGCCCGACGAGGAGAAUGAAGAUGAGUGGAUGGAGGAUAAGGAUGGCCGACUUUUGAUGGGCAUGGUGCCCAUGGCAGACAUUUUGAACGCUGACGCCCAGUUCAACGCUCAUGUCAACCAUGAAGAUAAGAGCCUGACUGUAACCUCGUUGAAGCCCAUCAAGACUGGUGAAGAGGUACUCAACUACUACGGCCCAUUAUCCAAUGGGGAGCUUCUAAGACGCUACGGCUACGUGACGUUCAACCAUGCGCGAUAUGAUGUCGUGGAGCUGUCAUGGGCAUCAGUACUUUCUGUACUCAAGGAGCAGCUUAACUUAAGUGAAGCGGCAUGGGGCAAUGUAAUGAAUGAGAUAGAGGAAGAAGAAAUUGAAGACUCCUUUGUCAUCGACAGAGACCUGGAGGAGCCAGAUUCAAAAGGUGACAUCAAUCCUGAGUACGAGUUGAGAGCCCUCCCCGCAGACCUCGAAGAACAGGUAAAGCUCUUCCUCAACGCCGUACGGAAGGUCGCCCGGGACACGGUCCCGGACAAGCGGAAGCGUGACGAGAUCUCCCAGUUCGCCAUACUUAACGCGCUUCAGGCUAGGCUCAAAGACUACUCUACCUCUGAGGCUGAGGACAUGAGACUCGUCCCAAAUACCAAGCGCCAGCACAUGGCCAUGACGGUGCGGAUUGGGGAGAAAAGGCUGUUGGCCGAGGCGAUCAAGCUCGUUCGGGCCAACAUCGACCAGCAGGGCGGGCAGGACAUCGAAAUGUCAGAGCCGCCGGCGAAAAAACAGAGGUCGAGAUGAAUGCCGAGCGUGGUACCACCCUCAUUACCGCCCAGGUGUUGCCCAAUAGCCGACGGUGGUGGGCAUCAAUCUGACGCCGCGGAACACAGUCCCGAAACGAAAGGGUAACGUGUAGAUGUCGUCGUCGAAUCAAUGGAUUGAGUACCCCUCCUUGCUGCGCAAAGCUGGAUUUAGUUGGGUAGUAGGCGAUGACCUUUCCGCCUUUGUAUCUCGAAUCUGACAGCGCAUCCCAACUUGGGAGAAAACAUCGGGUAGCCGCGCAUAGGGAAUAGGGAAAGGGAAAAGGGCAUUGAAUACCAUGCAUUGGCAGGGCUAAUGAUAGAGGCUGACUAGAUGCACAGGGGCUGGAGUAUCCUAAUCUACAUUGCUAAAGUUAGACACCAGGUACGAAUGGCUACGCGCUAUUUAUAGAGAGGAUAAUGGCG
This is a messenger RNA of Pseudomassariella vexata, 1978 nucleotides long. RefSeq names its product SET domain-containing protein. Gene Ontology annotation, biological process: peptidyl-lysine monomethylation. The coding region runs from base 105 to 1553 and encodes 482 amino acids. Gene Ontology annotation, molecular function: protein-lysine N-methyltransferase activity; protein binding. The transcript is spliced from 4 exons. Lineage: Eukaryota; Fungi; Ascomycota; Sordariomycetes; Amphisphaeriales; Pseudomassariaceae. Gene Ontology annotation, cellular component: nucleus. The record is from RefSeq and is a predicted model, not a curated record.